Molecule: messenger RNA, 2013 nt
Organism: Hemiscyllium ocellatum (epaulette shark)
Lineage: Eukaryota; Metazoa; Chordata; Chondrichthyes; Orectolobiformes; Hemiscylliidae
Gene: plppr2a
Product: phospholipid phosphatase related 2a
Exons: 8
Coding region: 157-1188 (343 amino acids)
Biological process (GO): phospholipid dephosphorylation; signal transduction; phospholipid metabolic process
Molecular function (GO): phosphatidate phosphatase activity
Source: RefSeq, a predicted model, not a curated record
UCCCUGAGCUCUGGCUGCAUUCCUGCUAGGUAUCUCCGUGGAUAUAUAUGCGGGAGCCCUUUGUACUGAGUGUCGACUGGAGGAAGAGCAAGGGGGUUGGAAAUAAACAGAAAAUGCUCGAGGAUUGAAGGUCAGGAGGAGCCUGUGGUACCAAACAUGUCUCGAGUGGAGAGUGACGUGCGACGGAGCGACUCAAUCAUCCCAUGUUUCAUCUGUAUUGAGUUGAUGAUUAUGGUCGGGACAGUCUUGCUUACCUACUACCUGGAAUUCACAGAUACCUUCUCGGUCCAUCAUCAAGGCUUCUUCUGUUUUGACAACAGCUUCACGAAACCAUAUCCAGGGCCAGAGGAAACCAGCCUGCUACCCCCAGUCCUGCUCCAGUCCCUGGCCUCUGCUGUCCCCAUGACAACAAUUGUUUUCGGUGAGUUAGCGGCGUUUGUCUUUCGGGCAGAUUUAGUCCGUGAGGAGAGAACGAUCGUGACUGCAGACUGCUGUUCCCUCAAUCCGCUACUUCGCAGAGUCAUCAGAUUUUUGGGUGUCUAUACAUUUGGCUUGUGUGCCACGGACAUCUUCGUGAAUGCUGGGCAAGUAGUGACGGGCAGCCCUGCACCACACUUCAUGACAGUGUGCCAGCCAAACUAUACUGCCCUGGGCUGCCAGCUCUCCACUCAAUUCGUCAACUCAGAGAAUGCCUGCACGGGGAGCCCGGGCGUCGUGUCUAGUGCCAGGCGUGCCUUUCCUUGCAAGGACUCCGCCCUCACAAUGUAUGCAGCGGUGUACACCGUGAUGUACGUCACAAUUAUGUUCCAAGCCAAGGGUACACGUCUGACUAAGCCCGUGCUCUGCCUCACACUCCUGUGCCUGACCUUUUUAACUGGAGUGGUGCGUGUGUCGGAGUUUCGGAACCACUGGUCCGACGUCCUGGUUGGGUUCCUCACUGGUGGGGCAGUGGCAUUGUUUCUGGUGUGCUGUGUUCUGCAUAACUUUAAGAGUCUGAAAUUGUCCCGGGAGAAUCCACGUGGCAUGCAGGAACCGGUCUGUGUGAAGCUUGCGCUCCCUUGUGUGGAGAGUCCACUCGAAAAAAUUGCUCAGCUGCAUUCUCAGAAGGUACGUGACCGGACUUCCAGCUUCUUCCCAUCCACGCCGGAUGUCCUGAUUGCCACUCAGUCCGUGAUGAGCGAAGUCUGAGCCGCAGCCCUAUCGGCAGGGCUGCGUGCAGAGCGUUUUGCAUGGUUUCUCUUCGCACAGCAGCAGUCUCAUCAUUUUAGAAUGGAGUCUUGUGAUUGUCAACUUCUUAGGAUUGUUUGCCUGGAAUUUUGUCUGUUUUUCUGGUUGGUUUUCAAUCUCCCCAUCUUUGGAAAUUCAGUGUUGGAAAGUCAUCCCUAGGGUAGUUGCUAACCCCAGUACAAACACAGCUAGUGCACGUAUUCAUGUGUCAGACAUCACUGGAGUUGAGUUGAAAACCUAUAGACGCUUAUAAAAUCAUUAGGGGCAUGGAUAGGGUGAAUAGCCAAGGUUUUUUUUCCCAGUUUAGGGGAAUCCAAAACUGGAGACUAUAGGUUUAAGAUGAGAGGGGAAAGAUUUAAAAGGGUCCCGAGGAGCGCCAUUUUCAUACAGAGGUGGUGCAUGUAAGGAGUGAGCUGCUAGAGAGGUGGUGACAGCGGAUACAAUUAUAACAUUUAAAAGGCAUCUGGAUGAAAAGGUAGGGUUUAGAAGGAUAUGGACCGAAUACCAGCAAAUGGGACUGGAUUGGCUUUGGAUAUUUAGUUGGCAUUGACUGAAUAAUCUGCUUCUGUAAUGUACAUAGAACAUAGAAAAAUACAGCACAGUACAGGCCCUUCGGCCCUCGAUGUUGCGCCGAUCCAAGCCCACCUAACCUACACUAGCCCACUUUAAACUCUAUGACUUUGUAAAUGCAGCUAGUUUAUUGGUGCGAGGCAGGAAUUGAAUGACUCUUUGCUUCUGGGAUUGUUUUGUUCCCUUGAGCAGUUUUAUUGCCUUUAGAGAGGUGAC